AAGACGAAAUAUGAAUAGAAAAAAGAAAGCUACAAGUAGCGGUCGUCUUUAAUUAUCCCUUUUUGUCUCCAUCUAUCAAAAAAUGAAUGAAGAAAGAACUGAUUUUUCCUGAAAAUUCUCUCCUUUCAGCCACCGCUAUAACAAAGCAUAUGGAUUCGGAUUCAAACCCACCCCUUCACGAGGCGUACGAGAUGCUGUUGAACAAGACCCGGAACAGUAACGAACAGAGUGGUUGUGAUGAUGAUAAGGUGGUGGUGGUGGUGGUGGAGGAUACAGAGUUGGCAGUGAUCAAUGUGAGGCAUUUAGCAGAGAGUGAUGAAGUGAGGAGGGAGAAGUGCAAGUCUGAGAUAGCGAAGGCUUCUGAAGAAUGGGGUUUCUUUCAGAUCGUUAAUCAUGGGAUUUCCAAUGAUGUUUUCAGCGGUUUGAGGGUGGAACGGGAGAAGAUAUUUCAGCAAACUUUUGAGAAGAAGAGCAAAGAGAACACGUUCUUCAACUUUUCCGCUGAUAGCUACAGUUGGGGAGCCCCCAGUGCAACAUGCAUUAGGCAGUUAUCUUGGUCUGAAGCUUUCCAUAUUCCUCUUACUGAUAUACUGGGUUCCAGCGAAUCCAACACAUUUAGCUCAACCAUUAAAGAGUUUGCUACUGAAGUUUCUACUCUGGCGAAAACUUUGGCUGAUAUCCUGGCGGAGAAAAUGGGUCAGAAGUGUAGUUUGUUUGAGGAAAACUGUUUGCCCAGUUCUUGUUAUUUUCGAUUGAAUCGAUAUCCUCCAUGCCCCUUGGCUUCUGAGAUUCACGGACUACAGCCACACACAGAUAGUUCUUUCCUCACCAUCUUGCAUCAAGAUGAGGUGGGAGGCUUGCAAAUCAUGAAAGAUGGGAAAUGGAUUGCAGUGAAACCAAACCCCGAUGCUCUUCUAAUCAUCAUUGGUGACUUGUUCCAGGCAUGGAGCAAUGGGGUUUACAAGAGUCUUCAACACCGAGUUGUGACCAACCCAAGAUUAGAGAGGUUCUCUAUGGCCUAUUUCUUUUGCCCCUCUAAUGAUACAGUCAUACGAAGCUGCACAGAGAAGUCGGAGUACAGGAACUUUAGCUUUGGGGAAUAUAUGCAAGAAGUUCGAGAUGAUGUUCAGAAGUUGGGCUACAAAAUUGGCCUACCCAAGUUUCUCAUACGUUGAGGGGCUACGUAGUGUGCAUCAGUAUCACCUCUCUUUUUCUUUUCCACAAAUAAAACUGCUAUAUAUAUAUGAAUCACCUUAGUGUCUCAACCUUCUUACAGAGUUGUCUGUAUACAAAGAGACACAUCUCAAAUUACAGCAUUCACCUGCUAUCACUAUAAUCAAGUAUUCAAAUUUUCUCAAUAAAAACAAAUAGAUUUAUAUAUUUUAUAAA
This is a messenger RNA of Vigna unguiculata (cowpea), 1389 nucleotides long. RefSeq names its product gibberellin 2-beta-dioxygenase 8-like. Lineage: Eukaryota; Viridiplantae; Streptophyta; Magnoliopsida; Fabales; Fabaceae. The record is from RefSeq and is a predicted model, not a curated record.